UCUAUGAGAAUACCGAUCUCCCGCAUAGAUUUUCAUUGCUAAUGAGCAGCCUUUUGUUCCUUUUUAUCUGUGUGCUGUAGAGAACGGUGAAGGAAUUUGUAGAUCUGCAGGCCGCUGCCUCUCAUUCGAUCUGUUCUUCAGCUUUUUUGAAUUCUCGUGCAUUAUGGCUAUCAAAGGAAAUUCUACUGACAACAAGACCAGGAACUCUGUUUCUAUAAUCAUUGUUGUUGGUCUUUGUUGCUUCUUUUACCUACUGGGUGCAUGGCAAAGGAGUGGUUUUGGAAAGGGGGACAGCAUUGCUGUUGAGAUUACCAAACAAACAGAUUGUACUAGCACACCGAAUCUCAGUUUUGAAACCCACCACGGUGGAGAUAGCAUUUCCGAUGAGCUUAAGUCACCGAAUUUUGAACCUUGCGACGAAAGCUAUAUUGAUUAUACUCCUUGUCAAGAUCAAAGGCGGGCUAUGACCUUUCCUAGAAACAAUAUGAUAUACAGAGAGAGACAUUGUCCUCCUGAUAAAGAGAAGAUGUAUUGUCUAAUUCCAGCUCCUAAAGGAUAUGUUGCUCCAUUUCCCUGGCCAAAGAGUCGAGAUUAUGUUCCAUAUGCAAAUGUUCCUUAUAAGAGCUUGACGGUCGAGAAGGCAGUCCAAAAUUGGGUUCAAUAUGAAGGCAAUGUUUUUAGAUUCCCUGGUGGAGGAACACAGUUUCCUCAGGGUGCUGAUAAAUAUAUUGAUCAGCUGGCUUCUGUUAUCCCAAUAGCUAAUGGGACUGUCAGAACUGCGUUGGACACUGGGUGUGGGGUUGCAAGCUGGGGAGCUUAUCUGUUGAAAAGGAACGUGCUGGCCAUGUCUUUUGCUCCAAGGGAUUCACAUGAGGCGCAAGUGCAAUUUGCGCUGGAGAGAGGAGUGCCAGCAGUAAUUGGCGUUCUUGGAAGCAUAAAACUUCCUUACCCAUCCAGAUCCUUUGAUAUGGCUCACUGCUCGAGAUGUUUAAUUCCAUGGGGAGCAAAUGAUGGAAUGUACAUGAUGGAGGUGGAUCGGGUUCUUAGACCUGGUGGAUAUUGGGUACUGUCUGGGCCACCCAUUAAUUGGAAGACAAAUUACCGGGCUUGGCAGAGAACUAAGGAAGAUCUUGAGCAAGAGCAAAAAGGGAUUGAAGAGAUUGCUGAACUUCUUUGCUGGGAGAAGUACACAGAAAUAGGAGAAAUUGCCAUAUGGAGGAAGAGAAUAAAUGCUGAUUCUUGUCCAGGAAGGCAAGAUGAACCACGUGUUAAAAUGUGUGAAAUAGUGAAUGAUGAUGUCUGGUACAAGAAAAUGGAAGCAUGUGUCUCUCCUUUUCCUGAAGUGAAUAAUGCUGAUGAGGUUGCUGGAGGGGAAUUGAAACCAUUCCCAGAAAGGUUAUAUGCGGUGCCUCCCAGAAUAUCUAGUGGUUCUGUAACAGGGUACUCUGUUGAGUCAUACCAGGAAGAGAACAAAAUUUGGAAGAAACAUGUUUUGUUUUACAAGAAAAUCAACAAGUUGCUUGAUACAGGAAGGUACCGCAAUAUCAUGGACAUGAAUGCAGGACUGGGUAGCUUCGCUGCAGCAAUUGAUUCUCCUAAUCUAUGGGUCAUGAAUGUCGUGCCUACAAUCGCUGAUACUUCUACUCUAGGUGUUAUAUAUGAACGAGGAUUGAUAGGCAUUUAUCAUGAUUGGUGUGAAGCUUUCUCUACUUACCCAAGGACGUAUGACUUAAUCCAUGCUUAUGGUGUGUUCAGCCUGUAUAAGGAUAAGUGCAAAAUGGAAGAUAUUCUUCUGGAGAUGGAUAGGAUUCUUAGGCCUGAAGGUGCAGUCAUUUUCCGGGAUGAGGUUGAUGUACUGAUAAAGGUGAAGAAGAUGAUCGGCGGCAUGAAAUGGAGCUCGAAGCUUGCUGAUCAUGAGGACGGUCCUCUUGUGCCGGAGAAGAUACUGGUUGCUGUGAAGCAAUAUUGGGUAACUGGAGGAAAGAACAAGACAGCUCACAUAUGAGAGAAUGACAACUUGUGGAGAACUUCUAUGUUAAUUAUCCUUUUGGAUUCUAACAACUGGAAUCAGAAGGGAGGGACCCUUAAUAGCCAGCCACAUUGCUUUCCAUCUUGGUGCAGGAGCUUGAGGUCUAGAGAGAGAAAGAGCAUUGUUUGUACCAGAAUGUAAUAAGUUAUUUCAGCCGAUUUUGUUUAUGGCAAGCUUAAGGUGUCAUAUUUAGGCAAUCAUGCUGCCUUCUUUUGACUUAAUGUUAUUUUUUUGAACUCGAUAUAAUUAUGUUUGCCAUCAUAAUUUCUCCCAUUCAAACUG
Dendrobium catenatum is the source of this 2311-nucleotide messenger RNA. RefSeq names its product probable methyltransferase PMT2. Gene Ontology annotation, cellular component: endosome; cytoplasm; trans-Golgi network. Gene Ontology annotation, molecular function: methyltransferase activity. The transcript has 7 exons. Lineage: Eukaryota; Viridiplantae; Streptophyta; Magnoliopsida; Asparagales; Orchidaceae. The coding region runs from base 164 to 2005 and encodes 613 amino acids. The record is from RefSeq and is a predicted model, not a curated record.